Molecule: messenger RNA, 1847 nt
Organism: Argentina anserina (silverweed cinquefoil)
Lineage: Eukaryota; Viridiplantae; Streptophyta; Magnoliopsida; Rosales; Rosaceae
Product: transcription factor DIVARICATA
Exons: 2
Coding region: 752-1648 (298 amino acids)
Molecular function (GO): DNA binding
Source: RefSeq, a predicted model, not a curated record
UCUUGCUGUCCAAUCACAACAGCCAACCUCUGAGUCCAAAGUCCAAACUCUGCUUUCUCUCAUUCUCUUUCCCUCUUUCCUUCAAAGAUUUUUGAGCAAAAAUUUAGAUUCAUUUCUUCAAGCUUGGCUAUCUCAGCUUUGCUUUUCUGAAGCUUCUCUAUUUCCCUUUCUCUUUCCACUGAUAGCUCAGACACUCACCCUUUCCCUUUCUUUCUUCUCUUUUCUUUGUUGCUCAGGCCUCAAGGAAAAAAGAAGAAAGAAUAGAUCUCUCCCCCCCCAGCUUUCUUCUUCCAAUCUCAUUCUCUGUCCCUAUUGCCUUCUCCCCCCAUUUAUUGCUUAUCUUCCUUAGUUUUCCUAAUUGGGUUUUCAAAGAGGUACAAGAAGCUGCAUACACAACUGUGUUUUGUCUCUUUAUCUGUGUUCUGUGGAUUCUUGGGGCUUUAAUGGGUUCAGAUCCCAUUAGUGGUUCUGGGGUUUUAUCUUGGAGUUUUGGGGUUGGGUUUUAAUAUUAUCUUCAAAACAUUUCUUUGAAAUUUGGAAAGGUGGGUCUUUUGUAGAUUCCUAUACAGAUAAAGGUAUUCUGAUUCCUAUUUCUAUAUGCCCCCUUGAUUUAACACUGAUAUUAUCAUUCUCAAACCUCCACCUCUUCUUCUGCAUUUCCUCUUCUACACUUGUUCCCCUCAUCUCUCUCUCUCUCUCUCUGCUCUGUUUUCCAAUCCCAAAAAACUCAAUGCUUACUUGAUUUGGUGUUAUGAAGUUGGAAAUGGAAAUUCUCUCCCCUUCAUCCUACUUCUCUGCUUCUAAUUGGCUCCUUGAGGAGACCAAGAGCUCGAAAUGGACUCCUGCUGAGAAUAAGAUGUUCGAAAACGCCUUGGCCCUGCACGACAGGGAUACGCCGGACAGGUGGCACAAGGUGGCGCAGAUGAUACCUGGGAAGACUGUUGGAGAUGUGGUGAAGCAGUACAAGGAGUUGGAAGCUGAUGUGGGGAAAAUCGAAGCGGGGUUGGUCCCUAUUCCGGGGUAUGGUACCUCUCCAUUCACAUUGGAAUGGGUUAAUAGACAUGGAUACGAUGGAUUCAAACAGACUUAUGGGAUUGGUGGCAAGAGAGGUGCUUCAGCUAGACCAGCUGAUCAGGAAAGAAAGAAAGGAGUUCCAUGGACUGAGGAUGAGCACAAGCUGUUUUUAAUGGGACUGAAGAAGUACGGCAAAGGAGACUGGAGGAACAUUUCUCGGAAUUUCGUUGUAACUCGAACCCCCACUCAGGUGGCUAGUCAUGCACAGAAGUACUUUAUCAGGCAGCAUUCCGGGGGAAAAGACAAGAGAAGAGCGAGCAUACAUGAUAUAACAACUGUGAAUCUCAGUGACACCAGAACUCCAUCUCCAGACAACAAGCCUCUCUCGCCGGAUCACUGCCACUCUGCUGCCUUCUCUCAGCCAAAUUCUGCUAGGAUUCCGCCUUUCCAGUGGCAUCAGGGCGGCAAUGGCACAAACAUGGCUUUCGGUCAGGCUCAUGGGAACAUGUUCAUGUCCAACAGUCAUGGGAUUGGUUCUUAUGGACUUAACAAAAGUACGGUUCAUGAAUCUUACUAUGCACCUCAGAAUUUGUCUUUUCAGAUCCAAUCGGCACAGCACUACCCCCAUGGAUGAUGAUCUAGGAGCUUGUGUACUAAAUCAUCUACGGGAUUUAUGUCUCAUUAUGGUCUUUUAGUUCAUUAGUAUAGCGGGGAACGCUAUAUCUGAGUCUUGUUUUUUGCUUUCAUGGUUUCUUGUGAAUAUGUCAUUCAGAACUUUGAGUUAGUUUAAAGUAUUGGAAGGGGAAACAGGAUCAAAUCCUGGAAUUUCGACU